ACAAAAGUUUUAUCAACUUCUUUGAAUCACAUUCCUAAAGUAAAAAUGUAUAUAAAGCAUCUUCUUUUAAAAGAUUCCGAUGGCUUUAAUUGAGUGUGCAACUUUUCCUUUUUCUUUGCAUCAAUUAUUUUGUGGGAUGUGGGUCCAAUAUUAAACAAUGAAGCUUUGCUUUCCAGCUUUCAAAUUUUGUUUCAUACCUUUGCAAUAUAUUUUAAUUUUCACACAGGUGAUUAGAAAACUGAUAAUAUGAUGGUAAAGGAGUAAACGUGUACAUAAAGAUUCCGAUUAUUUUAAUUGAGUGUGCAACUUUUUCUUUUUCUUUGUAUCAAUUAUUUUGAGGGAUGUGGGUCCAAUAUUAAACAAUGUUAAGCUUUGCUUUCCAGCUUUUCAAAACAUUAUAUUGUCCAUUCAUUCACAUGCUUAGUAGAGAUACUUGCUUCAAAAUUCUGCUAUUAGCUACACAUUUCAUACUACCUGAUUUGCUUUUACAAGAUCAACAGAAGAUGGCUGCAACUAUGAUUGGAGGCGCUUUUCUCUCUGCAACUGUUCAGACCUUAGUUGAGAAACUUGCUUCAACUGAGUUUCGUGAUUACAUCAAAAACACUAAGCUCAAUGUCUCACUCUUGAGGCAGUUACAAGCAACCAUGCUCAAUCUUCAGGCUGUUCUAGAUGAUGCAGAGGAGAAGCAGAUCAGCAAUCCCCAUGUCAAACAGUGGCUUGAUAACUUGAAAGAUGUUGUCUUUGAUGCUGAGGAUUUGCUCAACGAAAUCAGUUACGAUUCCCUGCGAUGCAAGGUGGAGAAUGCAAAAGCUCAAAACAAAACUAAUCAGGUGUGGAACUUCCUUUCUUCUCCUUUUAAUAGUUUUUACAAAGAGAUCAAUUCCCAGAUGAAGAUCAUGUGUGAUAGCUUGCAACUUUAUGCACAGAAUAAAGAUAUACUUGGUUUGCAAACUAAAAGUGCUAGAGUUUCUCGUAGAACACCUUCUAGUUCAGGGGUAAAUGAAUCUGUCGUGGUGGGUAGGAAGGGUGACAAAGAGACAAUAAUGAACAUGUUGCUAUCUCAAAGAGACACAACCCAUAACAAUAUAGGUGUUGUUGCAAUUUUGGGCAUGGGAGGUUUAGGAAAAACUACCCUUGCCCAACUUGUUUACAAUGAUGAAGAAGUUCAACAACAUUUUGAUAUGAGGGCGUGGGCUUGUGUGUCUGAGGAUUUUGAUAUUUUGAGAGUAACCAAGUCUCUCCUUGAAUCGGUCACUUCCAUAACAUGGGAUAGCAAUAAUCUUGAUGUCCUUCGAGUUGCGUUAAAGAAAAACUCAAGGGAGAAAAGAUUUUUGUUUGUGUUGGAUGAUUUGUGGAAUGACAAUUAUAAUGAUUGGGGUGAACUAGUAAGUCCCUUCAUUGAUGGAAAACCCGGAAGCAUGGUGAUUAUAACAACACGCCAACAAAAAGUUGCUGAGGUGGCACACACAUUUCCAAUACAUAAAUUAGAUCUUCUAUCAAAUGAAGAUUGUUGGUCUUUACUCUCAAAGCAUGCAUUGGGAAGUGAUGAGUUUCACCAUAGUUCAAACACAGCCCUUGAAGAAAUAGGCAGGAAGAUUGCAAGAAAGUGUGGAGGAUUGCCAAUAGCUGCUAAAACAAUAGGAGGACUUCUACGUUCAAAGGUAGACAUAAGUGAGUGGACUUCAAUUUUGAACAGUGACAUAUGGAACUUAUCAAAUGAUAAUAUUCUUCCUGCAUUGCAUUUGAGUUAUCAAUAUCUUCCCUCUCAUUUGAAAAGAUGCUUUGCAUAUUGUUCAAUUUUUCCAAAGGAUUGCCCACUCGAUAGGAAGCAAUUGGUUUUGUUGUGGAUGGCAGAAGGCUUCCUUGAUUGUUCUCAACGGGGGAAAAAGAUGGAGGAAUUAGGUGAUGAUUGUUUUGCUGAAUUGUUAUCGAGAUCGUUAAUUCAACAAUUAAGCGAUGAUGAUCGUGGGGAAAAAUUUGUCAUGCAUGACCUUGUCAAUGAUUUAGCUACAUUCGUAUCAGGAAAAAGUUGUUGCAGGCUUGAAUGUGGUGACAUCCCUGAAAAUGUUCGUCACUUCUCAUAUAACCAAGAAAACUACGACAUUUUCAUGAAGUUUGAGAAAUUACACAAUUUUAAAUGUUUGCGAAGCUUCCUAUUUAUUUGCUUGAUGAAGUGGAGGGACAAUUACUUAUCCUUCAAGGUGGUUAAUGAUUUGCUACCAUCACAAAAAAGGUUGCGUGUGUUAUCACUAUCGAGGUAUAAAAACAUCAUCAAGCUACCUGAUUCAAUUGGAAAUUUGGUGCAGUUGCGGUAUCUAGAUAUCUCAUUCACUGGAAUCAAAAGCUUGCCUGAUACAAUAUGUAACCUUUACAAUUUGCAGACCUUGAAUUUAUCAGGUUGUAGGAGUCUCACUGAAUUGCCAGUGCAUAUUGGAAAUUUAGUCAAUUUACAUCACCUUGAUAUAAGUGGGACUAACAUAAAUGAGUUGCCUGUGGAAAUCGGGGGACUAGAAAACCUUCAAACUCUCACCCUCUUUUUAGUAGGUAAGUGCCACGUAGGGUUAAGUAUCAAAGAGCUAAGGAAAUUCCCAAACCUACACGGAAAACUUACCAUCAAGAACCUGGAUAAUGUUGUUGAUGCCCGAGAGGCACACGAUGCCAACCUGAAAAGCAAAGAGCAAAUUGAGGAGUUAGAGCUGAUAUGGGGAAAACAUAGUGAAGAUUCGCAAGAAGUGAAAGUUGUGCUCGAUAUGUUGCAACCACCAAUAAAUCUGAAGGUGCUUAAAAUUGACUUGUAUGGUGGGACAAGUUUUCCGAGUUGGUUGGGAAGUUCUUCGUUUUAUAACAUGGUAUCUCUCAGUAUCAGUAAUUGUGAAAAUUGUGUGACACUUCCAUCCCUAGGGCAGUUACCUUCUCUCAAGGACAUAGAAAUACGUGGUAUGGAGAUGUUGGAGACAAUUGGCCUGGAGUUCUAUUAUGCCCAGAUUGAAGAAGGAUCUAAUUCUUCCUUCCAACCAUUCCCAUCCCUUGAGCGUAUAAAGUUCGACAACAUGCUCAAUUGGAAUGAAUGGAUUCCCUUUGAAGGCAUAAAAUUUGCUUUUCCUCAACUUAAGGCAAUAGAGUUACGUGAUUGUCCAAAACUAAGGGGAUAUUUGCCCACCAACCUUCCUUCCAUAGAAGAAAUUGUAAUAUCAGGUUGUUCUCAUCUAUUGGAAACACCAUCUACUCUGCGUUGGUUGUCUUCAAUAAAAAAAAUGAAUAUCAAUGGGCUUGGUGAAAGUUCCCAAUUGUCAUUGCUUGAGAGUGAUUCUCCGUGUAUGAUGCAAGAUGUAGAGAUUGAAAAGUGUGUUAAGCUAUUAGCUGUGCCAAAAUUGAUUAUGAGAAGCACUUGUCUUACACACUUGAGACUCGAUUCACUUUCUUCUCUCAAUGCAUUUCCAUCAAGUGGUCUACCCACUUCAUUGCAAUCACUUGAUAUUGAAAAUUGUGAGAAUUUAUCCUUCCUACCUCCUGAAACAUGGAGCAACUACACAUCACUUGUGAGUCUUCGGUUCUAUCGUAGCUGUGAUUCACUUAAAUCCUUUCCACUCGAUGGUUUCCCUGUGCUCCAAACACUUGACAUUGAUGAUUGGAGAAGUCUGGAUUCCAUUUAUAUUUUAGAAAGGUCUUCACCUCGGUCGUCAAGCCUCCAAUCACUUCGGAUCAAAUCCCAUAAUUCAAUUGAAUUAUUUGAAGUCAAGCUUAAGAUGGACAUGCUCACCGCUCUUGAAGAUUUGCAUAUGAAAUGCCAAAAGUUGUCAUUUUCUGAAGGAGUUUGUCUACCUCCCAAAUUAAGAACAAUUGUGAUUUCUACCAAAAAAACAGCACCGCCGGUUACGGAAUGGGGUCUCCAAUAUUUGACAGCUCUUUCAUCAUUGUGGAUUGUAAAGGGUGAUGAUAUAUUUAACACCUUGAUGAAGGAGUCAUUGCUACCCAUCUCCCUUGUGUCUCUAAAUAUCAUGGUUCUCUCUGAAAUGAAGUCCUUUGAUGGAAAUGGGCUUCGACACCUCUUCUCUCUCCAAUAUCUCUAUUUUGCGGGUUGUCAACAGCUUGGGUCAUUGCCAGAAAACUGCUUCCCUUCCUCACUGAAAUCACUUAAAUUUGUUGAUUGUAAGAAGCUUGAGUUAAUUCCAGUAAACUGCCUCCCAUCAUCGCUGAAAUCACUUAAAUUUGUUGAUUGUAAGAAGCUUGAGUCAUUACCAGAAAACUGCCUCCCAUCAUCGCUGAAAUCACUUGAAUUGUGGAAAUGUGAAAAGCUAGAGUCAUUACCAGAAGACAGCCUCCCUGACUCACUGAAGAGACUGGACAUUUAUGGAUGUCCAUUGUUAGAAGAAAGGUAUAAAAGGAAGGAACAUUGGUCCAAAAUUGCUCACAUCCCUGUCAUAGAAAUAAAUGACCAGGUUACAAUAUGAUAGACAAGUUGUGUUCCCAUUUCAGGUAUGUUCCACAGUUCCUACCAGAAAGCCAAUAAUCAAUCCUCUGUAUGAGAUUUAAUGAUCUCUCAAAAUUCAAUUUUUUGUAUACCUUUUGCUGCAACUUUUGAUCUCUCAUAAUUCAGCUGGAAUAACUCAAUACAUUUAGCUAUGUAAUGUGCUUGUGAAUAAAACUAGAAUUAAUUUUUUGUUCUAA
This is a messenger RNA of Medicago truncatula (barrel medic), 4668 nucleotides long. Its product is annotated as putative disease resistance RPP13-like protein 1. NCBI's taxonomy places the organism in Eukaryota, Viridiplantae, Streptophyta, Magnoliopsida, Fabales, Fabaceae. The record is from RefSeq and is a predicted model, not a curated record. The coding region runs from base 363 to 4451 and encodes 1362 amino acids. Gene Ontology annotation, molecular function: ADP binding. The transcript has a single exon.